This is a messenger RNA of Silurus meridionalis, 1585 nucleotides long. Its product is annotated as zinc finger protein 287-like. Gene Ontology annotation, molecular function: DNA-binding transcription factor activity; RNA polymerase II cis-regulatory region sequence-specific DNA binding. Lineage: Eukaryota; Metazoa; Chordata; Actinopteri; Siluriformes; Siluridae. Gene Ontology annotation, biological process: regulation of transcription by RNA polymerase II. The record is from RefSeq and is a predicted model, not a curated record. The transcript is spliced from 2 exons. Bases 63 to 992 code for a protein of 309 amino acids.
UACACAAGCUUAAGAGAAGAAGAGACCUUUCAUGUGAAAGCUGGGGAUUUUGCAGCAAAACAAUGGCGAAGUUUGAGUAUUUAAAUACGUUGUUUACAGAUCGCCUGCUCGCUGUUGCGGGAGAAUUAUUUCAAGCUGUCACAGAUGUUAUUUCCGAGUACCAGAAGGAAACAGACCGAACCAAACAGGAAAACAUGGUCCUGAAGAAAAUGCUCAAGGCACAGCGAUUGGCGAGCGACCGAGAUGGUUCAACUAAUGAAGCCGUUCCCCAGAAGCUGCCAAACAUUUCCCAUGGACCCUUGGAUUCAGAUUCCUCAGUUAUACAAGUAAAGGUUGAGCUGUCCACAACAAAGCAGGAUAUCGUGCCCCCGGAACCUAUAAAUGAUCCCAUCACAGUGACUUCACCACACUGUUUCUCAAAAAAGACUACAAGUGAGGACACAAAGGACGAUUUUUUCAAUGAUCAUUUAGAAAUCAAAAUCAAAUCCGAGCCGAUGGACUCCCAGAUCGUCAUAUCCAAUGACUCAAACCCCCCCAUGCAAAGUGAAAGUACAAGUGACUGUAAUUUGGAAGGUGAAAGAGAUGAUCAAGGUCUUGAUCUUUCUUCACAUGACGAACAACAAAAUGAGACAGUUGAUAGAAUUGUUUACUGUCAGUAUUGCGGAAAGCCUUUCAGAAACCGCGGCCAAAUGAAAAGGCAUAUGGUUGUGCAUCAGAAAGACAGGCCAAGGCCAUAUUGCUGUGACCUUUGCGGAAAGUGCUACUCCUAUGCACAAGUGCUUGAGGUCCACCGCAGGACUCAUACAGGGGAAAGGCCAUAUCACUGUAAAUAUUGCGGACGGCGUUUUAAUCAGAAAGGACACUUAAAGGAGCACGAAAGAAUUCACACCGGUGAAAAGCCUUUUGGGUGUCCGAUUUGUGGGAAACGAUUCAUUCAGUCCAGCCAAGUCAGAAAACAUGUGAAAUACCAUCAUCCUACAGUGAAAAUUUAAUGACUGCAAUAAGGCAGCAGAUGGGGUAAAAUAAACAAACAAUAGUACAUUUUAAAAAAGUAAAAAAAAUUUCAUGAACAUUGAACACGCUACACAUCAAGGUGUGUAAUGGAAGCAUUCAUAUGCAAAAAAAAUAUUAAAAAACUUGGAGGAUAUGAGCUUGCAAAUGUGGUCUUGGGCUUUCACAACCCUAGAUGACUUUAUUUUGCUGAAAAUAUAACCAGGAUAUUUAUACUUUCACUAAGUGACCACCUAUUGGGUCAAGUACUGUGGCUACACAAUGGCAUAUGGUUAGUUCUCUUUAUGAUGUCCGGUAUGUAUUUAUUUAUUUAUUUAUUUAAUUAAUUAAAUUGUUUUAUUUGGCCACAACAAACCUACGUAUACCAUAUACCCCACAUUUGGUAUUUUCUUAUGCGUAGAAUUGCUCAGAUUAGACACAACAGCAUAUAUGAAAAUGAAAUUCAUAUUAAAAUGAUUUGUCUCCUGUUGCUGAUCUUUGUUAAAUUUGCUUUGAACACGUUUACCUCUAUCAUGUCCAUUGUGCCUUUGCUCUUUGUAUAUUAAAGUUAAUUAAAGGCUGUUUUUGUUUGUUA